AUGGCUUACAUUCCUCCACACAAAAGGCAUUCCAAGGACUCGGAGAAACCAUCCCCGACACCCGAAUCACUCGUUCCUCAAUUCAAGAGAAAUCUAAGGCCAUUUGGGAAUAAAUCUCAUGAGGAAAGGAAAAAAGAUAAGGGUAAAAUAGUAUACGCGAACGAUGCAAUCACUAGAUGGUUCGCAGUUGGAUUGGCUGAUCAUUCCCAGUUUCCUUCUGCUACACGUCUCGAGCCAUUUUCCUUGCAAGCCGUUGGGCGGAAAUUCGGAGAAAAACCUCUCUCUUUAGUGCUCGACGAUCAACUUCAAAAAGAUAAUAAUGAAGGUGAAGGGUUAUUCUUGGACAGCCCGUGGGUUAUUGUUGCUAGAAAUGUGCUGAAAGGCCUACUUUUCUCUUUCCAACAUGUGAAGGAGGAGAUAGAGACUCAAAACUUUGAAGAAGUAAAGCCAGCCCUGGUUGCCCGGUUUGGAAAAGUUCUAUUUCAUGGGUUAGUAAUCUUGCUUUUAUCGGUUGAACGCCUCAUUUACAGUGCUGAUCAUAUUCUUGGUCUUGUUUCUGUUUUAUGUUUGAUUUACUGCUUUGAUUUGGAUGCACAUGCAUAUUUCACCAAGAAGAUUAUGAAAAACUGA
This is a messenger RNA of Ilex paraguariensis (yerba mate), 630 nucleotides long. Lineage: Eukaryota; Viridiplantae; Streptophyta; Magnoliopsida; Aquifoliales; Aquifoliaceae. The record is from the annotation of a GenBank genome assembly.